UCAUCUCUCGCUUUCCCUGCAUUCCAUAUUUCCAUCUACACGUUUAUAUGCUGCCAACAGCCGGUCAUCUCGAAUUCGGUGUAGCGGUUUUCUUGCUGCCCAUCGGCGGAGUGUUUUUUUUUUUCGUUUUAUUUGGACGGGGCUUUGGCCGGCGGACAAUCUGAUACCACUCCUACUACAUUAGUGCAUGAUUUUUGUGAGACAUAGAUUCUUAUUAAAGCACGCCUGUUUUUAAUUAUGGUUUCAUAUCACAUGAUGACAUUAUAAUGGAGUAAUUGUUGGAUAAAGACAUACUUUUUCCUCUCGAGCCCCAAACCUCGUCCUAACGAGAUGGAAUACACGUUGAGAUUUCAAACGAAGAGUGAGGGAGAGAGUAUCUGUUUCCUGUUAACAUAAUUUCUUAUUGCCUCUCAAUGUUUGUUUCUUUUGGGUUCGUUCAACAUUCAACAGGAAGCCUUACACCUGUUCUGUUCAAGACGGCAGGUGUUGGUGUUUCGGUUGCAAUAGAGUGAUUGGGGAAACUGAUCAGCCAGAAUUGUUGGUCAACCGAUGGGAAGCAAUGACCCUAACACACCCUCGAAGGCUUCAAAGGCGUCAGAACAAGAUCAACCUCCAGCUACCACCACAUCCAGUGGAACAGCUUCAGUGUACCCUGAAUGGCCCAGCUUUCAGGCCUACUCAGCAAUUCCACCGCAUGCGUUCUUCCCCCCUACCGUUGCUGCAAAUCCACAGGCCCAUCCAUACAUGUGGGGGGCUCAGCCCAUAGUGCCACCUUACGGGACACCGCCACCACCACCUUAUGUGAUGUAUCCACCUGGAACAGUAUAUGCCCAUCCCUCUACACCUCCUGCCAUGCAUCCAUUUGGCCAUUAUCCUAUGCCAACAAAUGGGCAUGCUGAAACUCAUGGAGCUGCGCCAAGCGCUCCGGAAAUGAAUGGGAAAAGCGAGCCUGGCAGAACGUCUGCUCCAUCCGCCAACGGGAUUACCUCGCACAGUGAGAGUGGAAGCGAGAGUGAGAGCGAAGGAAGUGACGACAAUUCUCAAAACGAUUCACACUCAAAGGACAAUGAUGGGAAGGAAGAUGGCAAUUCUCAGAACGGCAUGUCUUAUUCAGGAUCGCAAGGAGUGGUAAACCAAACCAUGGCGAUGCUUCCAAUGCAACCGGGUGCAAUGGUCGGAGGAGUUCCUAGCUCCACGGCAGCUAACCUGAAUAUCGGAGUGGACUACUGGGCAGCUCCGGGUUCUGCGGCUGUCCCCGCAGCGCACGGCAAAGCGCCAGCUGGUUCAGCUCGAGGAGACCAAUGGGAUGAAAGGGAGCUCAAGAAGCAGAAGCGGAAGCAGUCAAACAGAGAGUCCGCUCGCAGAUCCCGGCUGCGCAAACAGGCUGAGUGUGAGGAGCUUGGGCAACGUGCUGAGGCUCUGAGGUCGGAGAACUCGUCGCUGAGGGCCGAGCUCGAGCGGAUCAGAAAGGAGUACGAACAGCUACUUUCACAGAACGCUUCCCUAAAGGAAAAGCUGGGGGCUGCCAGUAGUGAUUCGCUUCCUGAUAUGAACGAACAGAACGACGGCGACGGAGACGGCGGCUACAGGAAGCAGCCUGAUUCCGAUGGCCACCAGCCUGGGAGCGAGUCCUGACCCGUUUUUAGCUCAGGAUUCUUUUGGAAUGCACAUUGCUUAUAUAUUCAUUCUCUUGAACGUUGUGGAACGCAGCAUAGGAAGGAAAUCCAACUUUAAUUAGAAUCGAUUCGCUGUCA
This is a messenger RNA of Zea mays, 1754 nucleotides long. Its product is annotated as transcription factor HBP-1a. Lineage: Eukaryota; Viridiplantae; Streptophyta; Magnoliopsida; Poales; Poaceae. Bases 550 to 1635 code for a protein of 361 amino acids. Gene Ontology annotation, molecular function: sequence-specific DNA binding; DNA-binding transcription factor activity. The transcript has 13 exons. Gene Ontology annotation, cellular component: nucleus. Gene Ontology annotation, biological process: regulation of DNA-templated transcription. The record is from RefSeq and is a predicted model, not a curated record.